UGUGAAUUCGUCCAAAGUUGUUAUUGAUAAUAAUGAGGUUUUAUUAGCCGACCCCUAUUAUUUAGAUAAAGAGGCAUCAAUAAAAAUAGGGAAAUGUAUUCUCAGUUAUCAUCCUGCUAUAGACAAAGAUUCACUUACGGAAGUUUACAGCAGAUGUUAUUUGUUAAAAACAUUAAAAAAGGAAUUCAAGUGUGCUGAAGGAAGAACAUCAAAUUUAAGCAUUUUGUUUCUGGAUAUGGAUAAUUUUUCUGAUAUAAAUAAUAAAAAUGAUCAUAAAACUGGAGAUUAUUGUUUAAAAGAGGUGGCACGUUUAAUUCGAUCAAAACACAUUCGUUCUGGAGAUGUAUUUGCUCGAUUUGGAGGAGAUGAAUUUAUAAUUGUUCUCAAACAGACGGACUAUAAAAUGGCUACAAGUAUUGCUGAUGAGAUUUGUAUUUCUGUGGAAAAUCAUCCUUUCUUUUAUUAUGACAAAAGACUUCCUGUUACAGUCAGUAUUGGUGUCUCUGGAGUGAAUCAAUCAGUAAAAUCUUUCGAAGAUUUAAUAAGGCUUGCUGAUAAAACUUUGCUCGAGAUCAAAGAAAAACGUCGAAAUUCAAAAUUAUCUUCUAAGGAUAUUUCGAUUUCUGUCGAUUUUAACGACUCUAAAUUUAAAGUAAAUUUGCCUCAGGAUAUAUCUCUAUUGCAAGUUCGGAAAAUAUUGGAAGACCAGUUUCAUAAAUAUAAAAAUGGUCCAGACAUACGUAGCAAUUGUUUUUUUAUUGACCCUAAACAUGGAAUUAUAAUAAAUGAGGAAAAUAACAAUUGGGAAAGCAUUCUCAUUGACAAUUCGAUAAAAAUUGUUGUUAAGCCGGAGAAUCCUGAUUGGUCAACACUAAUGCAGCUUUGUGAAUACGGAUUCAAAAUAACUAAUAAAUGUACAAUUAAAGGAAAGGUCGGGGCGUUUGGGGUCAAGAUUGGCAAAUUUACAUGUGAAAAACUUUCCAGCUUAAUUCAAUCCACAAGCAGCUGUUAUAGCCAUUUAGAACACCUGCGCAUACGCAACUUAGUGUGCCCAUUAGAUUUUAAAAUUUAUAGCGACACAAUAUUACCAUGGCUAUCUUCGAUUAAUGCACAAAUGGAUUCUGAUGAACUACUAAAAGAGUCCCAUCUUCCAAUCCGCUACAAAGUCUUAGAAAUAUCAAAGGCAUAUAUCGAAUUUUCAAUUCAGGACAUUGUAAUUUCGCAAGAGUUUAUACAAGAAAUAGAAGUGGCAGUAAACGAAAAAUUAUCAAUUCAGCAACAACUUGUGAAUCUCGAAGAAUUGACAAAAAAAUAUGGUCAAUUUUAUGCUAAGAAAAUAACUUUUGGUGGGAAAAUCAUUGAUCAAGCAAUUAAUUCGGAAGAAUCAAAUAAAGGAAUAAGGGAACUAAGUGAAAAUCCGCUUGUACCAACAAGUGAAGGGUAUCGUAAUAUUAUCGGGGGGCGUGAGGAAAGUUAUCGUACAGAUGAUAUAUCUGAGUGGGUAAAAUCAUUAAAGGAUACACGAACAUGGAGUAUUAUUGAAUAUGAUAAUAUAUCUUCAAUUUUUGACCUUUUGUCGAAUGGUGACCAGAAGCAAAGGAAUUUGAGACAAAAAGUUUUGAAUUUGAAAGCAAUUGGUCAUAUACCUAGAUAA
This is a messenger RNA of Acaulospora morrowiae, 1654 nucleotides long. The record is from the annotation of a GenBank genome assembly. Lineage: Eukaryota; Fungi; Glomeromycota; Glomeromycetes; Diversisporales; Acaulosporaceae.